Messenger RNA from Zingiber officinale, 459 nucleotides. RefSeq lists its product as uncharacterized. The transcript has a single exon. NCBI's taxonomy places the organism in Eukaryota, Viridiplantae, Streptophyta, Magnoliopsida, Zingiberales, Zingiberaceae. The coding region runs from base 1 to 459 and encodes 152 amino acids. The record is from RefSeq and is a predicted model, not a curated record.
AUGGAACAAGAAGAGGUUGUCGAGGCUGAGAAAGCAUUAUGGUCGUGCUUGGAUGCAAUAGUCCUUCAAUGGAUUUAUGGUUCGAUCUCCACUGAUUUCUUGCACACAAUCUUGGAACUAGAUAAAACUAUACAACAAGAAUGGGAACGAUUGCAAAACAUUUUCCAAGAUAAUAAAACUGCUUAUGCCAUUUACCUAGAAAACCAAUUCACUCAUGCUCCGAUGAAUGAUUAUCCUAACAUCUCAGCCUAUUACCAAGAAUCCAAAAUGCUUGCUGAUCAACUCUCUAAUGUUGGUGCACUGAUUUCAAAUCAAUGGUCAGUUCUUCAGUUAACUGCGAGUUUAAAUGAGAACUACAAUGGUGUUGCUACAUUCAUUCAACACAGUGAUCCUUUACUGCCUUUUUACGAGGCACAAUCUGUCAGUCCCUUGGGCGGCCGGCUAGAGGGGGGUGAAUGA